CUCUCCUUUAUGUAACCCUCCACUAUUUAGAUAAGUCUCACCUGAAGCUUCUCUAUCUUUCACCAAACACAAUCACAACCCCUUUCAGAACACCAAGUUUUAUUCCAAAAGCAGUUUUUCAACGAUGGCAACAAAAACUGAUAAGGCUAUAGGGAUUGACCUGGGCACCACUUACAGUUGUGUAGGUGUAUGGUUAAACGACCGUGUAGAGAUCAUUCCUAAUGAUCAAGGCAACCGUACUACUCCUUCUUACGUUGCCUUCACCGAUACAGAGCGUUUAAUCGGUGAUGCAGCCAAGAACCAAGUCGCUAUGAACCCAGAAAACACUGUUUUCGACGCCAAACGUCUCAUUGGUCGUCGUUUCACGGACCCUUCUGUGCAGAACGACAUGAAGUUGUGGCCUUUCAAGGUGAUCCCUGGAGCUGGAGAUAAACCAAUGAUUGUUGUGAAAUAUAAAGGGGAAGAGAAGCAGUUCUCUCCUGAGGAGAUAUCGUCGAUGGUGCUGACGAAGAUGAAGGAAAUAGCAGAAGCGUUCUUGGGGCAGACUAUAAAGAAUGCUGUUGUUACAGUUCCUGCUUAUUUUAAUGACUCGCAGAGGCAAGCAACGAAGGAUGCUGGUGCUAUAGCAGCGCUGAACGUUUUGAGGAUUAUAAAUGAGCCAACAGCAGCUGCCAUCGCUUAUGGACUUGAUAAGAAAGCAUCAAGAAAAGGUGAGCAAAAUGUUUUAAUCUUUGAUCUUGGUGGUGGUACUUUUGAUGUUUCUCUAUUGACUAUAGAAGAAGGUAUUUUUGAAGUUAAAGCUACUGCUGGUGAUACUCAUCUCGGUGGUGAAGAUUUUGAUAAUAGGUUAGUUAAUCAUUUUGUUUCUGAAUUUAGAAGAAAGCACAAGAAAGAUAUUAGUGGCAGUGCUAGAGCUCUGAGACGAUUAAGAACUGCUUGUGAAAGAGCGAAAAGAACGUUAUCUUCGACUACCCAGACUACGAUAGAGAUUGAUUCUUUAUAUGAAGGUACUGAUUUCUAUGCUACUAUAACGAGAGCAAGAUUUGAAGAGCUGAACAUGGAUUUAUUUAGAAAAUGCAUGGAGACGGUUGAGAAGUGUCUUCUUGAUGCCAAGAUUGAUAAAAGACAAGUCGAUGAGAUAGUUCUUGUUGGUGGGUCGACAAGGAUUCCUAAAGUGCAGCAAAUGUUAUCAGAUUUUUUCAAUGGGAAAGAGCUUUGUAAGAGUAUUAAUCCUGAUGAAGCUGUCGCCUACGGUGCUGCUGUUCAGGCUGCUAUCCUCUCUGGUGAAGGAAGCGAAAAGGUGCAAGAUUUGCUGCUGCUUGAUGUUACACCUCUGAGUCUCGGUCUCGAGACUGCUGGUGGUGUGAUGACCACUUUAAUCCCAAGAAACACCACAAUUCCGACAAAGAAAGAGCAGAUUUUCUCUACUUAUUCUGAUAAUCAACCAGGAGUUUUGAUCCAAGUUUAUGAAGGAGAGCGAGCUCGAACCAGAGAUAAUAAUCUUCUUGGAAAGUUCGAGCUUACUGGUAUCCCUCCGGCUCCAAGGGGUGUGCCUCAGAUAAACGUAACUUUCGAUAUUGAUGCGAAUGGGAUAUUGAAUGUCACUGCGGAGGACAAGACGGCAGGAGUCAAGAACAAGAUUACAAUCACCAACGACAAAGGAAGGCUGAGCAAGGAAGACAUUGAAAAGAUGGUGCAAGAUGCAGAGAAGUACAAGUCAGAGGACGAGGAGGUGAAGAAGAAAGUAGAAGCAAAGAAUGCACUGGAGAAUUACGCUUAUAACAUGAGAAAUACAAUUAAAGACGAGAAGUUUGCUGGGAAGUUGGACCCGAACGACAAGGAGAAGAUUGAGAAGGGAGUGGAGGAGACUUUAGAGUGGUUGGAUAGGAACCAACUGGCUGAAGUGGAUGAGCUUGAAGACAAGAUGAAGGAGCUUGAAGCACUCUGUAAUCCUAUAAUUUCGAAGAUGUAUCAGGGCGGUGGUGAUACCGAUAUGGGUGGUGACAUGCCUGGUAGUGGAGGCUCUAGUUAUGGAGGUGGUGGAGCUGGGCCAAAGAUUGAAGAAGUUGACUGAAGAAAUGGAACCAAGUUGGGCAGCUCUGUUUCUUCCGAUUCUGGUUUAAGCUUUGUGUUACUAGUGUUAGUGUAGCCGCCUUUUGUUUUAGUUUGUUGAGCAGAAGUCUUUGUCUUUUUGUUUGGGAGUGGGAUGAGGAAUGAGAUUAUGAAUGCAAGUAUAAUAUUAUAUUGCAAAAUUAUGCAAAUGACUAGGUAAUGUUUCUUUGAAUGGUAGAUAGUUUCAGCUAUAAAUAAAAUUAAUAGCAUAUACUAGUAUUUUAUUUUA
Molecule: messenger RNA, 2341 nt
Organism: Ricinus communis (castor bean)
Lineage: Eukaryota; Viridiplantae; Streptophyta; Magnoliopsida; Malpighiales; Euphorbiaceae
Product: heat shock 70 kDa protein-like
Exons: 1
Coding region: 125-2074 (649 amino acids)
Biological process (GO): cellular response to unfolded protein; protein refolding
Cellular component (GO): cytoplasm
Molecular function (GO): heat shock protein binding; ATP-dependent protein folding chaperone; ATP binding
Source: RefSeq, a predicted model, not a curated record